Messenger RNA from Megachile rotundata (alfalfa leafcutting bee), 2797 nucleotides. RefSeq lists its product as uncharacterized. The record is from RefSeq and is a predicted model, not a curated record. Lineage: Eukaryota; Metazoa; Arthropoda; Insecta; Hymenoptera; Megachilidae.
CUUAUUCUCUUAUUUACAGAAUAUACUCUUUCUUAAGAAAACCCAAGGUACCUCGUAGAAUAUUUAGUUCUAUUAGUUAUGCUUUCAUUCAUCGAAAGAUAUCAUUGGACAUAGUAUUUGUUUCUUCCACAUCUUAUCUUUUCUUGAAAAAUGAAUGGUCCGCGAGAAGGAACAGUAAUAUCGACCCAACCGAAGGAACUCGCUUUCAUUUUACUCUCUUUUUUCCUUCUUUUGGAAAUGUUUCAGAUACCAGAUCUAAUGAAACCACGUCGAGCAUCGGUAUCAGCAAAGACACGGAGACAGUCGGCAGUAGGAAUGCGAUAAUUGCAAACGGAGACACGUCCAAACGACGACGCCCGGUUUCUUCAAAGAACAGAAAACGAGACGUUACGGAUCCCCCUCGGAAAAACGACACCUCGAAGCAAGAUCAGGAAGACAUAAAGAAAAUGGCCGCAACCAAGUGUACCAGACUGAAGUCGAAACAAACUUGCUGCAAGAAAACUUCGAUACCUAUGAAACCCGAUAAAAAUCUUAGCAAUGUCGCACCAAAAAUGCAACAAUCGGAGCUCUAUUUGGACCUUGAUCAAAGAUUCAGUGUACCAUGGUACAACGCUCGAUCCCCUAAGGGUUCCACCUUGUCGGUUUGGGGGGACAGCCACCAAGAGCAGCUCACAGACGACGAAACACGUUCGUUCGCUACCCCGAGGGACGAUCAAAGCGAGCUGAGCUUUUAUCGGCGUCUAAUCGAGGGAUCCAACGAUCCUUUGGCCCCGACCAUCCGAUCCUCCGAAACUGUACAUCAGCGAGAGCUACAGGACACGAACAUCCUCUCCUUUUCCUUGGACGAGAGAGUUAAGCAACUGUCUGGCGAUAAAUCGAAGAAGAGCGUGGGCUAUCGGCCGUACACCAUCGAGGAAUACAAGACCUUGUCGAUUCCGAAGCUCGAUCGAUCUCUUGGGCCCGAUAAAGUCGAGAUGCAAGCGAAGAGAGAGUGGCUGAUGCGGCGAAGGUCAUACGGGAAUUCAGUUAGUGCUCGUAAUUGCCAACGAAUACUGAUGCAAGCACAAAAACUCAAGACGCAAGAUGACUCGAUGUCUUCGAUGAUAACCGACGGCCGAGCAACCUCAAAGGACAGAAACGCAAAUUGCAGCAGAUACUCAAAACGGAAUCAGAAGUUUGGCUGCCGACCAUGGAACCUCAGUCUGAAAAGCGUGGUUGUUCUGGUCCUGUCGAAUAUGCUGUUGACUUUCCUGUUGCUGCAGUCAGAAACCUGUAUCCCGGACGAAGUGCCCAGAGAUAUGGAAUCAAACGUCAUAACCGAAUGGAAUCUUGGCACCUUAAUCAAGGAGCAACAACAGUCGGACUGCGUAACGCAGGAUUACCAACCGUUGCAAGCUGACGCGAGCAGCUUGAAGCUGAACGUAAGGCUAGGUCGAUGGGACGCCCGUAGAAUGUUCCGGACUUUCGACCACGUUUUGGUCGGUUCGAGUUUCAUCGAAUUAUCGCAAGCUUACCGGGUUUGUUUGGCUACCCAGAGUUCGGUGGAGAAGCUUCACUCGUUGGUGCAGGCUGCCCAUCACUGGACAGGGCCGAUGUCGGUAGCCUUGUACGCUGCCGGUGACGAAGAGUUCGACGUUCUUCAGAAGUACCUGGUCUACCUUAGAAGAUGCUACGAACCCAUAAGGGAAAGGGUGUCGUUUUCCUUGGCCGUGCCGAGGAACAGGCCGCCGAAGAAGCAGCCGGUGGAUCACGAACUACCCGACACCGUGGACUGUGCCAAACCGGAAGGGACGUUGAACCAGCUGAUGAACGGGAUCUCCAACGAGCAGACCAAUUGGCGGAUACACAACGUCUAUCCUCAGAAUCACAUGAGGAACCUAGCUAGAAAGAACUGUCAGACCGACUACGUGUUUCUGACAGACGUCGAUAUUGUGCCGAGCUACAAUUUGACCGGGGCUCUCGACGAGUUCCUGAGAACCGAUAGCUGUGAUAAGUGCGCCUACGUGAUACCGACGUACGAGCUGGACUCGCGCGUCAGGUUCCCUCAGAAUAAAACGGAGCUGGUCCGGUUGGCGAGGAAAGGGCUGGCCAGACCCUUUCAUCAGAAGGUCUUCAUCCACAAUCAGUUCGCCACCAAUUUUACCAGAUGGAUACUGGAUACCGCUCUGAAUCAUAGGAAUUUUGAAAACGUGAGGAGCGGCAAGGUGUACAUUAGCCACGACGUGACCAAUUUCGAAUUCCUCUACGAACCUUUCUACGUGGCUAGAGAUAUUGUUCCACCACACGAUGAGAGAUUCAUGGGAUAUGGGUACACGAGGAAUACGCAGGUUUACGAGAUGUACGUGGCCGGUUACCAGUUCAAGGUCCUCUCGCCGGUUUUUACCGGGCAUUGGGGUCUGCAGACGAGAAAAACGAGGCCAGCAUGGCGCGAGCGACAGAAUAGUGCCAACAGAAAGCACUUUGAGACGUUCAAGAAAGAGGUUUUUGCUCGGUACAUGCGAGAUCCUUUAAAGAUGAUGAAAAAUGCUAACUGACGAAAAGCUCGUCAGAGAUUUCGCUGAUCGAUCGCGAGAUCCUGAUCGCCGCGCCGUCCCUUUUAUUCGUCACGAGGCCAUCGUCACAAAUUGAGACAACCAUUUUGUCCUCUUUUUCUAUGAACGAUUUCUACCCUCUCACGUUAUCUACUUUUAACCUUUCGUUUCUUCGAAAGCAAAAUAAUUAUGUUUAUAGGUUAAAUUCUUCAUCAUAUCAGUAGCAUUAUUAUUAAUAUUAAGCAAUAUUGUUGUUAAUGAUUAAU